GCCCCAUCUUUAAGCCCCGGUCAGUGCGCCGUUAGCCGCAGGACAACAGAGGAAGACUGGGAGUCUGGGAGAGAAACAGCUCUACACUCAUGCCUUGAAAAAGGGAGAAAACUUCAUUCUCUCCUGGCGGCUAAAACAUGAUAGAAACAAUUGAUACCCAGCGUGCCUUGCAGGCGGUGGAGCGUCUCCAGGCCAAACUGAAGGAACGGGGGGAGGUGCCCACAGAGGAGAAGCUCAGCCUGCUCAGAUCGGUGCUUCAAAGCCCACUCUUCCACCAGAUCCUGGCCUUGCAGAAGUCUGUCCAGCAUCUCAGAGAUCAGGGUAGCAGCACAUCAUCCAGAGGAAGUGACCUCAAUGAUCACAACAUCAAAGCCUACUCGGAUGACUCAGCAACUUCACAUAUCAAUGGGAAAACCUCUUUGGAAGAAUUUGAGGGCAUUAUCCACUCUAUGGCUCAGGGUCGCUAUGUGACGAAUGUGGAGCUGCAGAAACCAGCGUCAGGGGGUCUCGGCUUCAGCGUGGUGGGGCUAAAGAGUGAGAACCGUGGAGAGCUGGGAAUCUUUAUUCAAGAAAUUCAACCAGGAAGUGUUGCUUACUGUGACGGGAAGCUAAAGGAAGCGGACCAGAUUCUGGCGAUAAAUGGUAAACCUCUGGACCACACGGUCACCCACCAACAAGCCAUUAGCGUCCUGCAGAGUGCUUCAGAGAAGGUGCAGCUCACUUUGGCCAGAGGGCCUAUACCUCAGCUGACCAGUCCAGUUGUGUCACGCACACCCUCUGCUGCUAGCACGUUAUCAGCCCACUCCAGCAAGUGGCAGCACGUGGAGACGAUUGAGUUAGUGAAUGACGGCACUGGUCUCGGCUUUGGGAUUGUUGGAGGAAAAACUACGGGGGUUAUUGUCAAAACCAUACUUCCUGGAGGCGUCGCAGAUCAGGAUGGACGCUUACGAAGUGGGGAUCACAUCCUGCGAAUCGGAGACACCGACCUGUUUGGCAUGGGCAGCGAUCAGGUGGCCCAGGUCCUCAGGCAGUGUGGUAACAGGGUGAAACUGGUUGUUACUAGGGGCCCUGUGGAGGAGACGCCAUCUGCCGUCAUGUCUGUGGUGCUCCCCACUGUCGCUGAGCAGCAGGGAAGUGAAGAAGAGGAGAUUGAAGCAUUUGAUGUGAGCCUAAGCAAGAACACACAGGGACUGGGCAUUACUAUUGCUGGCUAUGUUGGAGAUAAGAACUCAGAGCCAUCUGGCAUCUUUGUAAAGAGCAUAACAAAAGACAGUGCAGUGGAUCAGGAUGGCCGGAUUCAUGUUGGAGACCAGAUAAUUGCCGUGGAUGGCAUAAACAUCCAGGGAUACACCAAUCAACAGGCAGUGGAAGUUCUCAGACACACCGGCCAGACGGUCCACCUUAAGCUGAUCCGACGAGGCUUCAGGCCCGACGACGAAGAGGAGCCCCCCACCGUGACCCCUACCGUCUCCGUCUUGUCCCCUUCUGCCACCAUCCCGACCACAGCCACCAUCAUGAAGGAGCUGGAAUUGGAGAGGAGCACGGCUCAGCAGCCCACUCAAGCAGCCGUCGUUGCUGAGAAGCAGCUCCAGACAACAGGAGAAGGAUCUGAUGUCAGCUCCGCUGUGGAUCAUCUAACAAAAGACAAACAUGGUCCGAAGUUAACCCUGAUUGAAGAAGACGAACUGAUGAAGAAAUGGCAAGAGAUUCUUGGUCCAAAUAAUGAAGUUGUGGUGGCUCAGGUUGAGAAGUUUACUGAGAACAGCGGCCUGGGCAUCAGUCUGGAAGCUAGUGGUGGUCAUCAUUACAUCCGUUCAGUCCUUCCUGAGGGACCAGUCGGUCGCUGUGCAAAGUUGUUUAGUGGGGAUGAACUGCUGGAGGUGAAUGGGAUUUCUCUGAUCGGAGAGACCCAUAAAGAGGUGGUGAGAAUCUUGAAGGAACUUCCAAUCUGUGUGUACAUGACAUGCUGCAGACCUGCUCCAGAUCUCCAGAUAGAUAUGGAUACAGUCCAACCAGAAUCAGAUGCUUUUCCUACUGAAUAUAAACUGAAGAAUAACAUCAGCAGUGCACUGGUUUCUGAAGUUUCAGAAACGAAUGACAUCGAAGAUCCUCAGGAUACAGUUACCGAAGAGGCAAUUGGAUCUCCUUUGGCUAUGUGGGAGAUGGAGAUCCAGAAUAUCGAGCUGGAAAAGGGAGAAGGGGGAUUGGGAUUCAGUAUUUUGGACUACCAGGACCCGCUGGACUCCUCCAAGACAGUGAUUGUGAUACGCUCACUUGUUCCGAACGGUGUUGCGGAGAUGGAUGGCAGACUUCUGCCCGGAGACCGACUCAUGUAUGUGGACAGCACAAACUUGGAGAAUGCCUCCCUUGAGGAUGCUGUCCAGGCCCUUAAGGGGGCCAAGGUUGGAAAAGUCCAGAUUGGAGUUGCCAAACCUCUGCCUGGAAUAUGUGGAGAUUUCCAUUCUCCACACCCUUUUGGUGAGCAGGAAAUACCUUCAUCACCCAUUAUCCAUUCAUUUGACUUCAGCAGUAUUUUGAUUGAAGAAGGAGAGGAAGGAAGACUGACUGAGGGCAUCCUUUACCGAGCAGAACCUGCAUUGAUUGACACAAGUGAAGGAGACCUAACUGAUGAUAAGGUGUUAGAUCAUACUUACUCUGGGAUGGAGGACGACACAUUCCAGGCAUCAAUGAUUGCUCUCCAUGGCAGCAGCUGCAGUGCUGACUUGGAUUGCCUGCAGUCAUCCACACCCAAGCUGACAGCCCGUCUGAACGUGUUGGAUGAACACCCCGGCUUCGCAGACGAAGCUCCGGCAUUCUCCACAGAGAAGUCGGCCUCUUACACUCCAGCGACUUUGACAGGUCAUAUCCCGGCGAUUAAUACCAUUCUAAGCAGCUCAGAUCAAUACUUGGCAAAGCCCCCGAGUGAAGAACAAGAACCAGUCGGGUGCUCAGACUCCUACAGCCUGUUUGCAGAGAUAGAGGCCAAACACAUUGACCAGGAGGCACCUGUGGAACACCCUCUCUGUCUGAUCGAACCAGUCAUCUCAUUUAGACAUACGGAAGACACAAUGGAUAAAGAGAAGACGAACGUGAAAGAAUCUGCUGAAGAUGACAACAAAGCGGCUCUGACCUCUGGUAGCAAUUUUGAAAGGACCAUCACAGUUGUCAAGGGCAACUGCAGCCUUGGGAUGACAGUGAGCGCCAUGAAAGAUGGGCUGGGGAUGGUGAUCCGCAGUAUCAUCCACGGGGGGUCCAUUAGUCGCGACGGUCGUCUGGGAGUGGGCGAUCUGAUCCUGGCCAUCAACGGAGAGCCCACCACCAACCUGUCUAACGUCCAAGCUCGUGCCAUGCUCAGGAGGCACUCUCUCAUUGGACCAGACCUCGGAUCUGCUUGUGCACCUGAGGACGAUCUGUGCCCGUUUUAUGUUGUUACAUACGUCCCUGCUGAGUACCUGGAGGAGUACAAAGCCAGCCUCGAGCAAGCUAAGGAUAUCUUCACUGAGACGGCUCAAGAAGAUAUUCCCAACCUCCCAGAGCGUGAAGAUGGGGAGGGAGAGGAGAGUGCCUCAUACAGCAACUGGAAUCAGCCACGGAAAGUGGAGCUUGUCAGAGAGCCUGGUAAGUCCCUGGGGAUCAGCAUCGUCGGCGGCAGAGGGAUGGGCAGCCGUCUGAGCAACGGGGAGGUGAUGAGGGGCAUUUUCAUCAAGCACAUCCUGGAGGACAGCCCUGCUGGCCAAAACGGGACACUAAAGACUGGGGACCGCAUAGUGGAGGUGGAUGGCGUAGAUUUACGAGAUGCAAGUCAUGAGGAAGCCGUGGAAGCCAUACGGAAGGCAGGCAAUCCUGUUUCCUUCUUGGUCCAGAGUAUUAUUCACCGAGCCCGGCCUGAGUCGAUACAUAGCCCAGCUCCAUCUCCUGCUGUGGAGAAACGCACUGCAGCUUUCACAUGCAUGCCAAAUCGCGCACGCCAGAAGCCGCCCCUGCCCUUUCUGCAGCUAAAUAGCCACCGUGACUUCAGCCUUUGCAGCACUAAUCAAAGCUUCUUAGCGCCUGCCCUCCCUCAGCAACCACCAUUGAUAACAGACUCUGUCGAGGAGAGAGCCGUGCCGAGUUUCAGCCAGGACAAGGAUGGUGACAGUCACAGUAGACUUUUUCUCCGCCUCUCCCCAACUAACCCUUUCACUCCUACCCCGUUUAAGCCGGCGAAGCGUGAAGCGCCAAAGGCAUCUCCCACCGGCUCCAUCCUCCCCCUGCCAGUGGUGCCCCAUGUGGGAGAGAGCGAUACAGACAAGCUCGCUGAUAUUCCUGAAAGACCUGCAGAAACGGUUGAGCAGAGCAGGGAGGAGGAGGAGGAAGAGGAGGACGAGUUUGGAUACAGUUGGCAGAACAUAAUCCAGCGCUAUGGCAGCCUUCCCGGGGUCCUACACAUGAUUGAGCUGGAGAAAGGCAAGACGGGCCUGGGUCUCAGCCUGGCAGGGAACAGGGACCGCUCCCGCAUGAGUGUGUUCGUGGUGGGAAUAGACCCCAACGGAGCAGCUGGCAGGGAUGAACGGAUGGGUGUGGGGGAUGAGUUACUGGAAAUCAACGGACAAGUUCUCUAUGGCCAAAGUCAUCAGAACGCAUCGUCCAUUAUCAAGAGCUCUCCAUCCAAAGUCAAAAUCAUCUUCAUCAGGAACACAGAGGCGCUGAACCAGAUGGCCGUGGGACCUGUGAGAGAGCAAGAGGGAGACACGGCGGAGUCUCAAACUGAGCCAAAAACAUCUCCCGCUAACGACAAUGACACUUCAAAACAUCACGUCAUAAAGGUGGAGGAGGACGGCAUUGCGUUUGUAGAAGGGAACACAGAGUCUGGCGUUGAGAUUCAGAGCAUAUCCGAAGCAACCGAACGCACAGGAAAUGACGGCUGCAUGAAACCAGGGGACAGACUGUUGGCUGUGAAUGGGGAAUCAGUUCUUGGAUACACAGUUGAAAAGGUGAAUUCUUUAUUGAGAAAGGCCAAAGGUCCAGUGAAGCUCACAUUUGUAACAAAUGAGACGGUGUCCUCCUACCCGACUUCCCAGUCGGCUUGUCAGGACAUCGCUACCUCAGAUGGAGGACACACCAUCUCACCCAGCAUGCCUAGCACCACGCCGAGUACUUUAAGUCAGCCAGAAGCAGAGACAAACACUGGCCCAAGUCGCUCUUCCACCCCUUCCACGCUGGCCUGCGACCCGGCAACCUGCCCCAUCAUCCCCGGCUGCGAGACCACCAUUGAAAUCUCCAAAGGCUGCACCGGACUGGGCCUGAGCAUCGUGGGGGGCUGCGACACGCUGCUGGGAGCCAUCAUCAUCCACGAAGUGUAUGAAGAAGGAGCAGCCUCCAAAGAUGGCAGACUUUGGGCAGGAGAUCAAAUACUAGAGGUGAACAGCAUUGACCUGCGAGCAGCCAGCCAUGAUGAAGCCAUCAACGUGCUGCGGCAGACGCCCCAGAGGGUUCGGCUGACGGUCUACCGGGAUGAAGCCCAAUACAAGGAGGAGGAGCUGUGGGACUCCUUCACUGUGGAGCUGCACAAGAAGCCGGGCCAGGAUCUGGGUCUGAGCAUCGUAGGGAGGAGAUCGCGGAAUCACAGGAAUGACACGGGAGUGUUUGUGUCCGACAUUGUUAAAGGAGGUCUGGUGGAGGUGGACGGCCGACUGAUGCAGGGCGACCAGAUUCUGUCGGUUAACAGCGAGGACGUCCGGUCAGCCACUCAGGAGGCCGUGGCUGCGCUGCUCAAGUGCUGCGUUGGGCCAAUAAAGAUGGAAGUUGGGAGGUUUAAGGCCGGUCCAUUUCACUCCGAGAGACGGCUUUCCCAAAGUAGUCAGAUGAGCGAAACUGGCAGCUCCAAGCUGUCUGGUUCUGAAUCAGGGAACCCCUCGAGUGAUUCUGACGUACCAAGCAAAAAUCAAGAGUUUGCAGAGCACCAAGACGUCAGAACGGUUGAGUUCACUAAAGGCCCCGGUGACUCUCUGGGAAUCAGCAUAGCCGGUGGAGUGGGCAGCCCUCUGGGUGACAUACCCAUCUUUAUCGCCAUGAUGAAUCCCAACGGCCUGGCUGCUCAGACACAGCUCAAGAUGGGAGACCGAAUUGUCAGCAUAUGCGGCACAUCAGCUGAAGGCAUGAGCCACUCGCAGGCUGUCGCUCUGCUCAAGAACGCCACGGGAACAAUACAGCUGCAGGUGGUAGCAGGUGGCGACACCACCGUGACGGGGCCCACUCAGAAGCAGGAUGGGGGUUCUCUGACGCCCAGCUGCAUCUUCCAGGAUGAUAUUGGCCCGCCUCAGUAUAAGACAAUCACUCUUGAAAGGGGACCUGAUGGACUUGGUUUCAGUAUAGUCGGAGGGCACGGCAGCCCCCAUGGAGAUUUACCUAUUUACGUCAAAACAGUGUUUGGAAAGGGAGCGGCGGCGGAGGACGGCCGUCUGAAGCGGGGAGACCAGAUCAUGGCUGUGAACGGGCAGAGCCUGGAGGGAGUCACGCAUGAAGAAGCCGUCGGCAUCCUGAAGAGGACCAAAGGAACCGUAACCCUCACUGUGCUUUCAUAGAUGACAAACCACAAUCAAUGUUUUGCUGACCUGCAGAGACCGAGGCUGAAUGCACAGUGAUCUUGUUACUGAGGUGACCGUGUGCGUCUCCAAGAGUUUAGAUAAUCACGAAGAAGCUUUUUGUUUACUGUAGGUCUGAACACUGUGGUUCAUCGAAGCCUACUGACAGACUGACUAGAGAUCACAACAAUAAGUAUUUUUAAUUAUGUGAAGCAUUCCCUGACACUGGAUCAAAGUAUGUAAAUGCUGCUCUGAAGAAAAUUCCUAACGUCUGAUUUAAGCACGUUUCAGAUUUAUUUGUUGAAGUAUAGUGCUGCUAGUGCUCGAAUCUAGGGUCUUAUGACUCUGUAUUUGUUUUUGUACUAUGCGUCAUUACAUGUACAGAAACAUACAUGAACUAUUUUUAGAGUCACUUCUGGAAAAAGUGAGUCAUCUGAACUUGUGAUUAUAAGGUUCUUGGUUGCCCAAAAAUAAAGUGAUCCGGGUUGUAGUUCUGGAGGUCAUUGGUGUGUGUUUUGGAGUCUAGGUUGAAAGACAGCAUGUCUAUUUUAUCACUUUAAAUGUAUUUUAGUACUCUAUGUGAACACUGAAAUUAAACAAUAAAAGUGACCUUUGGCUUUAA
Messenger RNA from Poeciliopsis prolifica (blackstripe livebearer), 7185 nucleotides. Its product is annotated as multiple PDZ domain protein. NCBI's taxonomy places the organism in Eukaryota, Metazoa, Chordata, Actinopteri, Cyprinodontiformes, Poeciliidae. Gene Ontology annotation, molecular function: protein binding. The transcript is spliced from 51 exons. The record is from RefSeq and is a predicted model, not a curated record. Bases 138 to 6563 code for a protein of 2141 amino acids.